UCCGUUGAUAAACGUGGUUCAGUUAAUAUACCUGGUGGUUCUGUUGAUACACCUGUUGGCCCCGUUACUAGUAAUAUACCUGGCAGUACCGUGGAUAUACCUGGAGGUUCCUUGGUAAAAUGACAAUAAUUUCUGAGCUUGUAAGCCUUUAAUUAAACCCAUGAGUCUUAACCAAACCUAAGACCCUGACUGAACAUCAUUUACCGGUAAACAUUGUACUCGGAUAAAAAGGUCAAGCACACAACCUCCCCACAAUGAAAUACUGCAGUACUCGAGGAGGUGUCACUGGGCUUACGUUUGAGGACGCCCUUUAUACCGGAUAUGCUGAAGAUGGCGGGAUUCUACUUCCGGAGAAAAUUCCUACCAUUACGAAGGACACACUAAAGUGUUGGUCUAAGUUGUCCUAUGUCGAGUUGGUUAAAGAAAUCAUACCAUAUUUUGUGGGCGAGGACGAAAUUCCAAAGGACGAACUUAAUGGUUUAUUGGACAAAGCGUUCGGCCGAUUCACCCACCCAGAUGUCGCUCCCAUAUCGAGGCUUAACGAUGGUCUCAAUAUUAUAGAACUCUUUCACGGUGUCACGUGGGCUUUCAAAGACCUUGCGCUGUCGUGUGUAGGGCAAUUCCUGGAGUACUUCUUGAAUAAACGACAGAAACAUUUAACAAUCAUUGUUGGGACGUCUGGUGACACCGGAAGUGCCGCCAUUGAAGCAAUACGUGGUUUGAAAUGGGUAGACAUUGUUGUGUUGCUACCAAAGGGACGAUGUUCUCGUGUUCAAGAGCACCAAAUGACCUCCGUGAUAGAGGACAAUGUCCACGUUUUCCGAGUGGAUGGAUCAUCUGAUGACCUUGACAUUCCUAUAAAAAACGUGUUCAUGGACAUCCCUUUUAAACGUAAACACAACCUUACAUCUAUCAACUCGAUCAACUGGGCGCGCGUGAUGGUACAGACAGCUCACUACAUAUACUCUUACCUACAGAUGUGCCCAAAUUGUGACGGGGAGGUUGAAAUCGUCAUCCCAACUGGAGCAUGCGGAAAUGUGACAUCGGGUUGUCUGGCUCGACAGAUGGGCGUGCCCUUACGACUGGUGUGUGCUGUUACCACCAAUGACAUCGUCGCCAGAACCGUGAAUGACGGAGAUUACUCCAUGGCGGACACAGUCAACCAGACGCUUGCAACAGCAAUGGAUAUACAGAUACCAUAUAACAUGGAGCGGAUCUGGAGCUUGAUGACAGGAGGUGACGCCCCUCGAAUUAAGGCCUUGAUGGACGAGUUCGAAAAGACAGGAAAGGUCCAGGUGCCAAAUGACAUCCGUGAAAAGACCAAGGAAAUAAUUGUCGAUACAUUUGUCGCCACUGAUGACGUUGUGAGAACGACAAUGCGCCGAACGUUCGAGAAGGAUCAGUACCACGUCUGUCCACACACGGCGAUAGGCGUGGCUUAUCAUUUCCGGGAGCUGGACAGUAAACAAAACACGGACGGGCGUCCUCCCAGGGUUAUCAUAGCAACGGCUUCAGUAAAGAAGUUUCAAGAAGCUGUUCUUUCUGCUGGACUUACACCUGUUGAACAUCCUGAAGUGACGUCACUCUUAGAGAAGGAAACCAAAUCGCAGGAAAUGAGAAAGGGUGAAAACUGGGAAGAAAUGUUAAGAAAGGCCAUUGAAAUGAUUUCUAUGAAAUAAAUAUAAGUACUGAAGUAUAUGUUUGGAUGAAUGUAUUGCUAUUAGGAUAGAUGACGCUAAGGGAGAGAAUGAUUCCUUUUUUUCCCAAUAGAUAAUUUUAUUUUAUUUGUCACAUACAACUUUACUGAUUAGAAAGUUGAGGUUAUUACCGCAAAAAUGCACGUCGUAUUUCAGACGUCAUAUGAUUUCUAUGAAGAUUGCACAUCAAUUUGUUUUGUCUAUCAUUUCAUAAAAAUAAAAAAUGAGAACAAUAAUAGAAUAUCUCAUAUUGAGGUGUUUUAUUGAGAAAACGAUUGGAACAAGAUUUAUAUAUCCUUAAGGAAAUAAAGAAAACUAUUCAAAGUGAUUGAUAAGCUAGCAUUUAAUAUUUUUAUGAAAAGGAUAAUUUCUUCAGUCAUUAUUCUCAGGGACUUGACGCAACUUCACGAUCAAUAGGUAUUAUAUAAGUAUUUCAGAUAUGAUAACUUAGAAUAGUGAUUGGUGAGAAGUCAAUGUCUUGUUCGUAAACAAGAGUUACUCCCCUUGGACAAUGAAAUGUAAAAAGUUAUGGCUGACAUGAGCUA
This is a messenger RNA of Pecten maximus, 2242 nucleotides long. RefSeq names its product threonine synthase-like 2. Lineage: Eukaryota; Metazoa; Mollusca; Bivalvia; Pectinida; Pectinidae. Bases 255 to 1679 code for a protein of 474 amino acids. Gene Ontology annotation, biological process: 2-oxobutyrate biosynthetic process; dephosphorylation. Gene Ontology annotation, molecular function: pyridoxal phosphate binding. The transcript is spliced from 9 exons. The record is from RefSeq and is a predicted model, not a curated record.